GAUUUGCUCGUCGACCUCCACAGCCCCAGCAUCUACAGCGAAACAUGCCGUCUAGCGGGGAUGGUGGCGGCCAGCGGCUUCAUCUACGGAGUCACGCGGGGGAUCCUGUCGGUUGCCGGGUUCGCAGGAGGCGUCGGCGCGCACGUCUUUUUCACCAGCCCCGUAGCCCUCCUGUGCGAGGAGCGUGCAAGCCCCGGGGCUCUUGCCAUCCAGGUCGCUGUCAAGUCACUGGCGAUGCUUGCUGCAUGCGUGCUCGCGGCAUGGGACUGGACAAGCUUCCGUCUCGCAGUUGCGCUGAUGACCAAGGUGUUCCUCACCCCGACCGUCUUCUGCGUAGUACUCGUUGCGUGUGCUGGCACGCAUGCAACCGCGGGCGUCACGUUCGCCCUCCACGCCGACCACGGGGGCCCCCUGCCGCAGAGCGAUGUCAACGAGGAGGAGCUACAGACGUUCCCCUUUGAGCAAGGCUGCAGUGCCUGCACGGCGGACCGCAAGCCCCACAAGCGGACGGCCUCGGGGUCUGGCCAGGGCCAGGGGCCGCUGGGUCAGGCGCCGCCGAACUACGGCGGCUGCCUGCCUGGUGUCGGGCCGGAGCUCCAGCGCGUCUGCUGAGGGCCAGCGGAGAGGGGGCAGGCGAGCACCAGAGUCAGAGGAAGCAGGAGGGGACAACGCAAUUGUUUCAUCUGGCACACGUUCGUUGCCCUCGGACGUUGCUGUGUUCUUGCUCGCUGGAGCAUUUCACACGUCUGCGGGACUGCACUGUCAAUGCCACGUUUUCCAUUGGUUUUGCUGCGUUUCUCCUCUGAAUGCACGCCGCUUGGGGCGGCAGAGAGCUUGAGAGAUCCAUCCAACAAGUGUCGGAUCUGCGACUGCCGCCGUGGACUGAGGAGAG
This is a messenger RNA of Prorocentrum cordatum, 892 nucleotides long. Lineage: Eukaryota; Dinophyceae; Prorocentrales; Prorocentraceae. The record is from the annotation of a GenBank genome assembly.